Molecule: messenger RNA, 864 nt
Organism: Pseudo-nitzschia multistriata
Lineage: Eukaryota; Bacillariophyta; Bacillariophyceae; Bacillariales; Bacillariaceae
Source: the annotation of a GenBank genome assembly
CAGAGACAAUCUUCAUCUGCUUUUUUUCGUAUGCAUAUUCAUCGCAGGAGCUUCUGGAGGCGUCUCAGAUGCAUUUUCGUGUGAGUGAAUACAAAACAAUGUGCACAUAUGUGAAACGAGCGAGAAAAUCGAAUUGACGUUUUCUGACGUGACUUCUACUUCAUUAUUGCUCGCCUUCUUUUCCUGUAGAUCUCCGAUAUCAAGAGUCUGGGUGUAGUACAGUACACAUAGGGCAGAGUCGUCUGCUUUCUAGUUUUGCCGGAGCCAUAAUGUUUUGGUAUUCGGGUCGUGUCACUCAAUUAUUGGGCAUUCAGAAUGUCCUGGUUUUGACCAUGAUUUGCACAGGCAUUCGAUUUUCAUUGCUGAGACAAAUGAAGCAUCCAGGCUAUGUCUAUCUCAUAGAUCUUAUUCGGGGCGCGACCUAUGGUAUCUUUUGGAGCUCCUCGACAAUUUUUGCAAGCCAAAUUGGUCCACCAAGUCUUCGAGCGACCAUUCUUCUUCUUUUGAAUGGAAUCUACAAUGGAAUCGGUCGAUCGACUGGAGGAUUUCUGGGAGGAAAAUUCCAGGGCGUUUUUGGCAUCGACAAUUUAUACUUGUGGUGCUCGCGAAUAAAUUUUACGCUGGCCAUUGCACUGGCUAUUUUAUGCUAUCGCAAUCAGAAACAAGGCUCAGACUGUACCGAUCACAGAAUGCAUGGCAAAAACACAAUGCAUGCCAAAAAGGUGGAAUAAGAAAUUAAUUUUACUAACGAUAAUUGCACUCUACGACACCGUGCCGAAAAAUUCCUGCAAAUUGAAUAUUGCUUUUUGGGAUUCUUCUGAACCAAAGGAUUUUGUUUUCUACCAAUAUAUUCUUUUCACUACG